This is a messenger RNA of Triplophysa dalaica, 1787 nucleotides long. RefSeq names its product neuropeptides B/W receptor 2b (gene npbwr2b). Gene Ontology annotation, cellular component: neuron projection; membrane. The transcript has 2 exons. The coding region runs from base 195 to 1199 and encodes 334 amino acids. Gene Ontology annotation, molecular function: neuropeptide receptor activity; neuropeptide binding. Gene Ontology annotation, biological process: neuropeptide signaling pathway. NCBI's taxonomy places the organism in Eukaryota, Metazoa, Chordata, Actinopteri, Cypriniformes, Nemacheilidae. The record is from RefSeq and is a predicted model, not a curated record.
AAAAGAGCGAGGCGAGCUGCUUGGCACAGAGUGGAGAGAGCGCAGGGAGAAAUAAAUCCGUACACGAUCUCGUGAUGUGCACAGAGACAGAUGAGAGACACCGACCACCAUAGAUUUGUGGAGAUACCUGCGAUAGCCAGAGCGCAGCUUGGUAAAGUCAAGAAAGUUUCCAUCGGAAGCCCAACUGACACAUUAUGGAAAACACCACACGCCUGUUCGACCCAAAUCCAACAUGCAACUUUAGCAUGUACUUAUAUUACGACUCACCGAAUCGGAGCGAUUUGAACUGUACGCCUCCCGCUGACUACUUUUACGCAGAUCUGUAUGUGGUCCUCCCGGUUAUCUACUCCGUGAUAUGUGCAGUAGGUCUGACGGGCAACACGGCGGUCAUCUAUGUGAUCCUGAAGGCACCCAAAAUGAAGACGGUGACCAACAUGUUUAUUCUCAACUUGGCGAUCGCAGAUGACCUCUUCACUUUAGUUUUGCCCAUCAACAUAGCUGAGCAUCUGUUACACUACUGGCCAUUCGGCGACGUGCUGUGCAAAAUUAUUUUAAGCAUUGACCAUUAUAAUAUCUUCUCAAGCAUCUACUUUCUGACCGUUAUGAGCAUAGACAGGUACCUGGUGGUGCUGUCGACGGUGCGCUCCAAGCGCAUGCCGUACCGCACAUACCGGGCUGCUAAAAUAGUCAGUCUGUGCGUGUGGCUGCUUGUGAUCCUCAUUGUGAUGCCCUUCACGGUGUUCGCAGGCGUGUACAUCAGUCCCGAGAGGAAAAGCUGCGUGCUGAGUUUCCCCAGCCCUGAAAGUUUAUGGUUCAAAGCGAGCCGGAUAUAUACCCUCAUUUUGGGCUUCGCCAUCCCGGUGUCUACAUUUUGCAUUCUUUACACUAUGAUGCUGUACAAAUUAAGAAACAUGCGGCUGAACACCAACGCCAAAGCGCUGGACAAAGCAAAGAAAAAAGUGACUAUAAUGGUGUUCAUCGUGCUGGCCGUGUGCCUGUUCUGUUGGACGCCGUUCCACCUCAGCACCAUCGUAGCGCUGACCACGGACCUCCGGACCACACCGCUUCUUAUCGGGAUUUCGUAUUUUAUCACCAGCCUGAGUUACGCCAACUCUUGUCUGAACCCAUUUCUUUACGCAUUCCUCGACGACAGCUUCAGAAAAGCCUUCAAGAAAAUGUUAGAAUGUAGACCUGCAUGAAUGUAACCAACUUUGAAUCAACUUACAACUACAUUGGGUUCAGUGUGUCCAGUGAGCAGCUCGUGUAUAGGCACUAAUGCAAAUUAACUAGAUUUGUGUUGUCUCAGCCACUUCUUUUCUCUUCUUACACAAUAAGAACAUUCUUUUCCCUGCAGUAAAUUCAAGAAUGAGCGUGUGUCUCCCUCUCGUGCUUCUCAGUCGCCUGUGCUUUCUUUAUAGUGAAAUAAUGGGACUGAAAUAUUUUGAAAUGUACUGUACAUUGAAACAUUAAUGUCUGCCAAAAGGGCCUUAGAAACUGCAAUUAGCGAACUAUUAAAACUGCGCUAGCACUGCUGACGUCACGGCAUCAUGUGCUCAUGUAUAUAUUUGUAUAGUCCUAUGGAGCAUCAUCAGAGUUUUUCUCUUUCGGAAUGAAUAUAAUGUAAAGCGUUUAUGUUCGCGUUUAUCAAGAGGUGUUGGUUUAAUAAUACUUUAAUACGCUGAAAUGCUGUGAUGCGAGCUUUGCUGGGAUUCAAAUUUGAUAUCAUGCAGACCAACAAAACGAAGCAUACAUGUAACAUUGCUUUUUCAAUAGAUGUUGUAAAUAAA